AUGGCAGAAGUCAUAUACAAAUCGGGGCAUGCGAUGACCCACCUUGCUAGCGAUGCAGACGGCAAUAGACUAGGCGGUUCGACAAGCCGGUCUAGCCAGGUCACGCAAGAGACAACCGUCAAUGAGGGAUCUGAUCCCGUCCGCCUGCCUGGAGAAGCCGAGUACCUAACUGGCGCAAAGUAUUCGCUCCUCAUGCUGACCCUGGCUGGGGCCCUUGUGCUAAGCAGCAUAGAUAUGAACAUUGUCGCCACGGCAGUGCCUCGCAUUACAGACUACUUCCACACAGUUGCGGAUGUCGGAUGGUAUUCCUCCGCGUUCAGGCUUUGCCAGUGCGCUUUCCAAUUUAUGUUCGGCAAGGCGUACAAGCUUUUCUCUAUCAAGCGCGUCUUCUUGCUUGCCAAUGUCAUCUCGAUAGCAGGCUCGCUGCUCUGCGGAGCGGCCAAUACAUCGAUAAUGCUGAUCAUUGGGAGGGCGAUAGCUGGCCUAGGCUCUGCUGGUCUUCUUUCAGGGUGCUUCGUCAUCCUUGUGCAAUCAACACCUCUGCGAAACCGGCCAAUGGUCACCGGCGUGAUGAGCGCCAUCGAAGGCCUGGCUACGCUAUCCGCACCACUCCUCGGUGGAGCUAUUAUGCAGUCACUUGGAUGGCGAUGGUGCUUUUAUAUCAAUGCGCCUGUAGGUGCCACUACAUUAUUGUUGACGAUGUGCUGUUUCUCGGAUACGCCGAAACCAAAUGGUGUUGCCCGUAUGACACUUAAGCAGAAGAUUUUACAACUCGACCUGAUUAGCAACCUGCUUCUUAUCCCCGCGCUGACUGGCCUCUUUCUCGCAUUUUCGUGGGCCGGUACCAAGCAUUCUUGGAACAGUGGGCUAGUGAUCGGUCCUCUGGUUGCCUUUGGCGUUCUCAUAACAGCAUUUAUCUACAACCAAAAACGCCGCGGAGACGCGGCUGCCCUCCCUUUACGUAUUAUGAAGCGCCGCAGCAUCAUCGCUGGAUUCAUCUUCAUCAUGUGUGGCAACAGCACUGGCAAUGUGCUCGAAUACUAUCUGCCUACUUACUAUCAAGUCGUCCGUGGAUAUACUCCCGCCAAGAGCGGCUACAUGAUGCUGCCUAUCAUCAUCGCUGGAACUAUUGGCGCGCUGGUCCACGGCUUCGGGACGAGCGUCCUCGGCUACUACGCCCCAUUUAUGGUCUUUGCCUCGAUUAUCAUGCCUAUUGCCGCAGGCCUAAUAACCACUUUCAAAAUCAACACUAGCUUUGCGCAGCUGAUCAUAUACACCGGUUUCUCAGGUCUUGCCUACGGCAUCGGAUUCUCAGGGCCGCAGAAUGCCGUCCAAACGGUGUUACCCGCAGAGGACGUCCCGCUUGGCACAUCUAUAAUGCUGUUUGCACAGUCGUUCGGACCAACUGUGGCGGUUGCAGUCGCACAGGUCCUGUUUGUAAAUCAGCUCUCGGUCAAUCUAAAUGGUCUCGUGCCUGGCCUGGGCGGAACAAACAUCGAGAACAUAGGCCUAACGCAGAUUGUUGCGAGCGUACCACCGGCCAAGUCUAGAGAUGUCCUUGUUGCAAUUGAUGAAAGUCUCACCCAAACAUGGUAUUUGGUGGUUGGGCUGGCGUGUGCGACGAUGGUCGGAAGUUUGUUGAUAGAAUGGCGGUCAGUCAAGUCGAGGCGCGACUAG
Molecule: messenger RNA, 1677 nt
Organism: Penicillium canescens
Lineage: Eukaryota; Fungi; Ascomycota; Eurotiomycetes; Eurotiales; Aspergillaceae
Product: MDR family MFS transporter
Exons: 1
Coding region: 1-1677 (558 amino acids)
Biological process (GO): transmembrane transport
Molecular function (GO): transmembrane transporter activity
Source: RefSeq, a predicted model, not a curated record